AUGGCGUUCUGGGUCUGGCAUAUUCCUACCAAUCUGAAGCCUGGGACCACCCUGGUUGGUCUUGGACUUGGUCUCCAGGUCAAUCAACGUCGAUACAAACGUCUGAUUGGCCUCAUGUCCCCUUUCACGAUCCUCUCAAAGGACAUGAAACUUCAGUAG
Parastagonospora nodorum SN15 is the source of this 159-nucleotide messenger RNA. RefSeq lists its product as hypothetical. The record is from RefSeq and is a predicted model, not a curated record. NCBI's taxonomy places the organism in Eukaryota, Fungi, Ascomycota, Dothideomycetes, Pleosporales, Phaeosphaeriaceae. The coding region runs from base 1 to 159 and encodes 52 amino acids. The transcript has 2 exons.